Molecule: messenger RNA, 1782 nt
Organism: Nannospalax galili (Upper Galilee mountains blind mole rat)
Lineage: Eukaryota; Metazoa; Chordata; Mammalia; Rodentia; Spalacidae
Product: tubulin gamma-2 chain
Exons: 11
Coding region: 235-1590 (451 amino acids)
Biological process (GO): cytoplasmic microtubule organization; meiotic spindle organization; mitotic spindle organization
Cellular component (GO): centrosome; cytoplasm; microtubule
Molecular function (GO): structural constituent of cytoskeleton; GTP binding
Source: RefSeq, a predicted model, not a curated record
UGCGCCUGUGCUGAAUUCCAGCUGCGAUUGCUAUGAGAGAAAACGAUGCCCAGGAUGGGCUUCGCUGCCCGGCCGCAGCCGGGAGGCCCACACUGCACAGGCGCAGACCGAGCGCUCGCGUCAAAACACCGAGAAGCCGCGCGCUCCCCGCGUCCUGCGCACCCGGGUGCCAGGCGCUCGUCUCAGCGGAGACUCCCGCUAGGACUAGGCGGGCGAACUCACGUCUGAACCGCAAUGCCCCGGGAGAUCAUCACCCUGCAGCUGGGCCAGUGCGGCAACCAGAUUGGGUUCGAGUUCUGGAAACAGCUGUGCGCCGAGCAUGGCAUCAGCCCCGAGGGCAUCGUGGAGGAGUUCGCCACCGAGGGCACUGACCGCAAGGACGUCUUUUUCUACCAGGCAGAUGAUGAGCAUUACAUCCCCCGGGCUGUGCUGCUGGACCUGGAACCCCGGGUGAUCCACUCCAUCCUCAACUCUCCAUAUGCCAAACUCUACAAUCCAGAGAACAUCUACCUGUCUGAGCAUGGAGGAGGAGCUGGCAACAACUGGGGCAGGGGAUUCUCACAGGGUGAGAAAAUCCAUGAGGACAUCUUUGACAUCAUAGACCGAGAGGCAGAUGGAAGUGACAGUCUGGAGGGAUUCGUGUUGUGUCACUCCAUUGCUGGAGGGACAGGUUCUGGUCUGGGCUCCUACCUCUUGGAAAGACUGAAUGAUAGGUACCCUAAGAAAUUGGUACAGACAUACUCAGUGUUUCCCAACCAGGACGAGAUGAGUGAUGUGGUGGUCCAGCCCUACAACUCACUCCUCACACUAAAGAGGCUGACCCAGAACGCUGACUGUGUGGUGGUGCUGGAUAACACAGCACUGAACCGGAUAGCCACAGAUCGACUGCACAUUCAGAACCCAUCCUUCUCCCAGAUCAACCAGCUGGUAUCCACCAUCAUGUCAGCCAGCACCACCACCCUGCGCUACCCCGGCUACAUGAACAACGACCUCAUUGGCCUCAUCGCCUCGCUCAUUCCCACCCCACGACUCCACUUCCUCAUGACUGGCUAUACUCCCCUUACCACGGACCAGUCAGUGACCAGUGUGAGGAAGACCACUGUCCUAGACGUCAUGAGGAGGCUGCUGCAGCCCAAGAACGUGAUGGUGUCCACAGGCCGAGACCGCCAGACCAACCACUGCUACAUUGCCAUCCUCAACAUCAUCCAGGGAGAGGUGGACCCCACUCAGGUACACAAGAGCCUGCAGAGGAUCCGGGAACGGAAGCUGGCCAACUUCAUCCCCUGGGGCCCAGCCAGCAUCCAGGUGGCCCUAUCGAGGAAGUCCCCCUACCUACCCUCAGCCCACCGGGUCAGUGGGCUCAUGAUGGCCAACCACACCAGUAUCUCCUCGCUGUUUGAAAGUUCCUGCCAGCAGUAUGAUAAGUUGUGGAAGCGGGGGGCCUUCCUGGAGCAGUUCCGAAAGGAGGAUAUCUUCAAGGACAAUUUUGAGGAGAUGGACAGGUCCAGGGAGGUGGUUCAGGAGCUCAUUGAUGAGUACCAUGCAGCAACACGGCCAGACUAUAUAUCCUGGGGCACCCAAGAGCAGUGAUUACUCUCUGCUGCCACCUGGAUGGAACGCAUGGCCCCCCACUGUGCCUGGACCCUCGACUCAAUCCUCACCUUGUCACACUUCUAGGUUUAUUUCCAGUGCAGGAGCUGGUUCUAUCUUCUUCCUUCCAUCCCUGGCUCUUGAUAUGCUUGUUUCAUUCUAAUUAAACAAUAAAGCUUGAUGGUGAAUAAA